AUGGCUAUCACUGCUAAAGAUGAUCUCGACCACUAUCUCGACCUGCCUCUAGUCGAAGAUCACGCAUCUCCUGAGGCUAUUGCCUCCUUUAACGCGGUUCAGCGCGAUCCUGACUCCUGGUCGGGAUCGCUGCCUGCUAGCCAAGGCCUCUACCGCAACGACUUUGAGAAGGAUUCUUGCGGUGUUGGCUUUAUCUGCCAUAUCAAGGGCGAGGAUUCGCACAAGAUCGUCAGCGAUGCUCGGCAACUUCUCUGUGCCAUGACCCAUCGCGGUGCUACUGGCGCUGAUAGCCGCGACGGUGACGGCGCAGGCGUCAUGACAGGCAUCCCGCAUCAAUUCUUCAAACGGGAGGCAGAGCGCGAUAUCGGCAGCGCCCUUCCCGAGCCGGGCGAGUACGCCGUCGGAAAUGUCUUUUUCAAGCCCAACGACGCCGUUCAACUCCAAAAGCAGCAAUCCGUCUUCUCUCGUCUUGCCAGCGACCUCGGUCUGCGUGUGCUUGGCUGGCGCGAGGUGCCAACCGACGGUUCUAUCUUGGGUCCUGCUGCGAGCAGCAAGGAACCUGUCAUCCUCCAGCCAUUCGUCGUCUUACGCUCUCAUUACGGCGACGGAGUCCAGAGCUCCAACGGACCAUUCGACCCGAAGCACUUUGAGCGGCAGCUCUACGUACUUCGCAAACACGCGACACACACCAUCACACUCGCCAAGGGCUUCUACAUCUGCUCGCUCUCCUCGCGCAACAUUGUCUACAAAGGCCAGCUUACGCCUCCUCAAGUCUACAACUACUAUCAUGACCUCAACCACGUUCUUUACCGCUCGCACUUCACACUCGUGCACUCGCGCUUCUCGACCAACACUUUCCCCUCGUGGGACCGCGCACAGCCGAUGCGCUGGGCUGCUCACAACGGCGAGAUCAACACCGUCCGUGGGAACAAGAAUUGGAUGCGCGCUCGCGAGGGCAUCCUGAGCUCCACCCUCUUCGGCGACGAACUUGACUUGCUGUUCCCCAUCAUCGAGGCCGGCGGGUCCGACUCGGCUGCCUUUGACAACGUUCUCGAGCUCCUAGUCGUCAAUGGUGUCCUUACCCUACCGGAGGCUGUCAUGAUGCUCAUUCCUGAGGCAUGGCAGAGUAACGAGAAUAUGGAGCCGGAAAAGCGCGCCUUCUACAACUGGGCCGCCUGUCUUCAGGAGCCGUGGGAUGGUCCGGCGCUCUUCGCGUUCUCCGAUGGUCGCUACUGCGGCGCCAACCUCGACCGCAACGGCCUUCGCCCGUGUCGCUUCGUUGUGACGAAUGAGGACAUCAUGGUCUGCGCAUCCGAGGUCGGCGCCGUCUUCAUCCCGCCGGAGAAGGUCGUUUCGAAAGGCCGCCUCAAGCCCGGUCGCAUGUUGCUCGUCGAUACCCUCGAGGGCCGCAUCGUCGACGACAAGGAGUUAAAGUUCAACACUGCGCGCAAGCAGAACUUCGCAUCGUGGCUAGAGAGCAACCUUCUCACGGUACCUAACAUUGUGAAGCGCGUGCAGCGCAUGCAAUCGGUCGACGCAACGAUUGAUUCUUCGGCUUUGAGCACCGACCCGCGACUUCUGUCUUUCGGCUUCACGGUCGAGCAACUCAACCUCCUGAUGUUGCCCAUGGUCACCGACGGUAAGGAGCCCUUGGGCUCUAUGGGUAACGAUGCCCCACUCGCUGCGAUGGCCACGCAGCCCCGCAUUAUUUACGAUUACUUCCGUCAGCUCUUCGCACAGGUCACGAACCCCCCUAUUGACCCUAUUCGUGAGAGUAUCGUCAUGUCCCUCGAGGCCUACGUCGGACCGGAGGGCAACCUACUCGAGAUGAAGCCCGAGCAAUGCCACCGCAUCAAGCUGUCGUCGCCAGUUCUCUCGAUUGAGGAGAUGAACGCCAUGAAGAGUCUCAAGUUCGCGUACGCCACCUGGCCCUCGUGCACCAUUGAUAUCACUUUCGCCAAGGCUGACGGCCUCCCUGGCUACAAAGCUGCACUAGACCGCGUCUGCGAGGAAGCGACGCGUGCUAUCGAUGAGGGCUUCAAAGUCGUUGUGCUCUCAGACCGCGCCACUUCGGCCGACCGCAUUGCGCUCUCUGGUCUCAUUGCUUGCGGUGGCGUUCACCAGCAUCUGGUCAUGCAGAAGAAGCGCGCCAAGAUCGCACUGCUCAUUGAGACCGCCGAAGCUCGCGAGGUUCACCACAUUUGCGUGCUCCUCGGUUACGGCGCGGACGCCGUCUGCCCGUGGCUCAUGCUUGAGGCCAUCCACAAAGUCUACCGCGAGGGCCUCGUCAAGAACGACGCGCCGCUCAAGACCCUCAUCGACAACUACACGCACUCGAUCGACAACGGCAUUCUCAAGGUCAUGUCGAAGAUGGGUAUCUCCACGCUCCAGUCAUACAAGGCUGCGCAGAUCUUCGAAGCGCUUGGUCUGCACCACGAGGUUAUCGAGCGUUGCUUCACCGGUACUGCGAGUCGCGUCGAGGGCGCGACUUUCGACCUACUCGCGAUGGAUGCGUUCGAGCUUCACGAGCGUGGCUGGCCUUCGCGCGACACCAUCGUUCCUCCCGGUAUGCCGGAGUCCGGCGAAUACCAUUGGCGCGACGGUGGCGAGCCGCAUAUCAACGACCCGACGGGCAUUGCGAACCUCCAGGAUGCUGUGCAGGAGAAAAACCGUAAGGCUUUCGAGACGUACUCCAACAACGCCAACAACCAGGCGAAGGGAGUUCAUCUUCGCGGCAUGCUUGAGUUCAAGUUUGAGAAUGCGACGCCGAUUCCGGUUGACCAGGUUGAGCCAUGGAAUGAGAUUGUUCGCCGCUUCGUCACGGGUGCUAUGUCCUACGGUUCCAUCUCUAUGGAAGCUCACUCCACGCUCGCCAUUGCGAUGAACCGCCUGGGGGGCAAGUCGAAUACCGGAGAGGGUGGCGAGGACGCCGAGCGUAGCCAAGUCUUCCCCAACGGCGACACCAUGCGCUCCGCUAUCAAGCAGAUUGCUUCGGGUCGUUUCGGCGUGACCUCCAACUACCUUGCAGACGCGGACGAGCUUCAAAUUAAGAUGGCGCAGGGCGCAAAGCCUGGCGAGGGCGGUGAGCUUCCCGGCCAUAAGGUCUCGGCGUCUAUCGCGCGUACGCGCCACUCAACCGCAGGCGUCGGCCUUAUCUCCCCUCCGCCGCACCACGACAUCUAUUCGAUCGAGGACCUGAAACAGCUCAUCUACGACCUUAAGUGCGCGAAUCCGCGCUCUCGCGUCUCCGUCAAGUUGGUGUCCGAGGUUGGCGUCGGCAUCGUCGCCAGCGGUGUCGCCAAGGCCAAGGCGGAUCACAUCUUGAUCUCUGGUCACGAUGGUGGCACCGGCGCUUCGCGCUGGACCGGUAUCAAGAACGCUGGCCUGCCAUGGGAGCUUGGUCUCGCCGAGACGCACCAAACGCUCGUGCUCAACGACCUUCGCGGCCGCGUCACUGUUCAAACUGACGGUCAAAUUCGUACGGGCCGCGACAUUGCUAUCGCCUGUCUACUCGGUGCGGAGGAGUGGGGCUUUGCAACCGCCCCGCUCAUCGCCAUGGGCUGCAUCAUGAUGCGCAAGUGUCAUUUGAAUACGUGCCCGGUCGGUAUCGCUACGCAGGACCCUCAAUUGCGCGCCAAGUUCGCCGGCCAGCCCGAGCACGUCAUCAACUUCUUCUACUAUCUUGCAGAGGAGUUGCGCACGAUUAUGGCCAAGCUCGGCUUCCGUACAAUCAAUGAGAUGGUUGGCCGCGCCGACAUGCUCAAGGUUGAUGAGUCCGUCCGCCAGAUCAAGACGGCGAACCUCGACCUCUCGGCCAUCCUCCGCCCCGCAUGGCAAAUGCGCCCCGGCGCCGCGACCCAUCGCGUUCGCUCGCAGGACCACAAGCUCUACAUUCGCCUCGACAACAAGUUCAUCGAUGAGUCUGAGCCUGCGCUUACCAAGGGUCUUCCCGUGCACAUUGAGUGCGACGUCACGAACACGGACCGCGCGCUCGGCACGACUCUUUCGUACCGCGUCUCCAAGCUCUACGGCGAGGAAGGACUUCCCAAGGACACCAUCCAUAUUCGUAUGCAGGGCUCUGCGGGUCAGUCAUGCGGCGCCUUCCUUGCGCCCGGUAUCACCAUCGAGCUUGAGGGUGACGCCAACGACUACGUCGGGAAGGGUCUCUCUGGCGGUCGCCUGAUCGUCUACCCGCCCAAGCAGUCAACCUUCAAGGCGGAAGAGAACGUCAUCAUCGGCAACGUUUGCCUGUACGGCGCGACGUCAGGCGAAGCUUUCGUCCGCGGUAUCGCCGCCGAGCGCUUCGCUGUGCGUAACUCUGGCGCGAACGCCGUCGUGGAGGGUACGGGCGAUCACGGUUGCGAGUACAUGACCGGUGGCCGUGUUGUCGUACUUGGUACGACUGGUCGCAAUUUCGCCGCCGGUAUGUCUGGUGGUAUCGCCUACGUGCUCGACACUGCGCACACGUUCGCCUCCAAGGUCAACAUGGAGAUGGUCGAACUUUCGAAGGUCACCGAGCCCCGCGAGAUAGCCGAGUUGCGCUCUCUCAUCGAGGACCACCGUCACUUCACUGGCUCCGAGGUCGCGGACCGCGUCCUGCGUGACUUCCAUCACCUCCUGCCGCUCUUUGUGCGCGUCAUGCCGUUUGACUACAAGCGCGUGCUCGAGGAGCAGGCCGCCAAGGCUAAGGAGGAGAAGGCACGCCAGAGCGUUAUCGAUCUCGUCCCCUCGCGUACUGCCAGCCAGGUCGACCUCGCGUCUGGUGAGAUCGAAGAGAUCCUCCAAUCGAAGGAGCACCUCCACCCGCACCCGCACAAGAAGUCGGAGCCUGCCGUCGGGGAUCUCGAAGACUCGCUCGUGGACGAGUCCGCGACCAAGCAGCGUCUUAACAAGCUCGACAAGACCCGCGGGUUCAUGAAGUACAAGCGUCUCAAUGAGGCUUACCGUCCUCCGCGCAAGCGCACCAAAGAUUGGAAGGAGAUCUCUACGCGUCUGACUGAAAGCGAGCUCAAGUACCAAACUGCGCGCUGCAUGGACUGUGGUGUUCCCUUCUGCCAAAGCGACUCAGGCUGCCCUAUUUCCAAUGUCAUUCCUAAGUGGAACGACUUAGUCUUCAAGAACCAGUGGCAGGACGCGCUCAAUAGGCUUCUGCUCACGAACAACUUCCCGGAGUUCACCGGUCGCGUCUGUCCAGCGCCGUGCGAGGGCGCGUGCGUACUCGGGAUCAACGAGGCGCCCGUCGGUAUCAAGAGCAUCGAAUGCGCGAUCAUUGACAAGGGCUUCGAGAUGGGCUGGAUGGCGCCCCGCAUCCCACAUUUCAGCACGGGCAAGUCUAUCGCUAUUAUUGGCUCUGGUCCCGCCGGCCUCGCGGCUGCAGACCAGCUCAACAAGGCCGGUCACAAGGUCACCGUGUACGACCGCAACGAUCGCAUGGGUGGCCUGCUCAUGUACGGGAUCCCGAACAUGAAGCUUGACAAGCAGGUCGUACAACGCCGCAUCGAUCUCAUGGCCGCCGAGGGUGUCACAUUCGUGCCGAAUACCCACGUUGGCGUAGACUGCGACGUCGAGGAGCUUCGCUCUGAGAACGACGCCGUCAUCCUUGCUACUGGCGCAACGUGGCCACGCGAUCUCAAGAUCCCCGGCCGUGAGGCCGACGGCAUCCACUUCGCCAUGGAGUACCUGCAGCUUAACACGCAAUCACUCCUCAACUCGCAGCUUCAGGACAGCACGUACAUCAAUGCGAAGGGCAAGGACGUUAUUGUCAUUGGUGGCGGCGAUACCGGUAACGACUGUAUUGGCACUGCGAUGCGUCAUGGCGCCAAGUCGGUCACCAACUUCGAGCUGCUCCCCAAGCCACCGACAUCGCGCGCUCGUGACAACCCUUGGCCGCAAUGGCCGCGCAUCUUCCGCACGGACUACGGCCACACCGAGGUUGCCGCCCACUUCGGGAACGACCCACGCGAGUACUGUAUCUCAACGAAGGAGUUCGUCCUUGACGCCGAGGGCAAGCUUCAGGGCCUCAACACAGUUCGCGUUGAGUGGACGAAGGACAGCGGCGGUCGCUGGAAGAUGGAGGAGGUUCCUGGAUCGGAGAAGUUCUUCCCCGCACAGCUCGUCUUCCUCGCUCUGGGCUUCCUCGGACCUCAGCCUGAGGCUAUCAAUGCCCUCGGUGUCAAGCAGGAUGCGCGCUCGAACAUCCAGACCGCUCCUAAGAAGUACAGCACCUCGGUCGAGGGCGUCUUUGCCGCGGGAGAUUGCCGUCGUGGGCAGUCGCUGAUCGUCUGGGGUAUUAACGAGGGCCGCGGCGCCGCUGCUGAGGUUGACACUUGGCUUGUGGGCAACACGCGUCUUCCCAAGGCGGGAGGCAUUCAGCCCAGACAUUACGUCCAGCCCCCGCCCACAGGUAAGACUGUGGCGGUACGCGCGUAA
This is a messenger RNA of Peniophora sp. CBMAI 1063, 6429 nucleotides long. NCBI's taxonomy places the organism in Eukaryota, Fungi, Basidiomycota, Agaricomycetes, Russulales, Peniophoraceae. The record is from the annotation of a GenBank genome assembly.